AUUAAGAGCGUGGGUUGCAAACUGAAAACUGCAGCUUUGUAACAGGACAGUGAAUCUGAAAGCAAAGCACCAUGAAGAUCGUGAUCGUCGUUCUUAUUGUUCUGUUCAUCAUCACACCUUCACCAGUCGAAUCAUGGUCGGGAGCUUGUGGAGCAAGACUUAUUAACAGAUUGCGAUUCAUAUGUGGCGAACGUGGUGUCUUUAAUCCUAAAACACUUCUCCUGCAAAUGAAAUACCCCGGCAGAUAUCGACACCACCGCAGAACUCGAUCAGCUACUACUAUUAAAGAAAUUAUUCAAGAAACUUCACCGUCUGUUUCAGUACUACGAGGCUUAGUUACUGUUGGUAACCAUCUGCACAACAACCGACGUCGCCUUGCAAGACGAGUUCGCCGAGAUCUUGUAACGGAGUGUUGUCGAGGUAGCUGCAACAGAAAGUGGAUUCUUCGUACAUACUGUGGCUAAGCGUAUACAAGUUGUUUGUCGUACACCGUAGCGACCAUGAUGAAGUCAAGGGCAGAGAGAAAGCAAUGAGAAAGCGAAGUGAACGUGAAGAUGCUUGCCACACAACAAACAACUAUCACUGUGACUGUCUCCAGAAAAUAUUCAGUAACAUCAAAUACGAAGCUUGCCACACACUAAAGUUCCAUAUAUUGCGUCUCGAUGUCACCACAGCCACCUACAAACCACACACGCAACAUUUCUUACCAUCAAGUCACAAGCUUGGAAAACACAGCUUUGCACAAUUAAUGUUGUAUUUUCACUGAAUAAAAAUAUCAAAAAACACCAAUGCAAGUGAAUUGAUUAACUGACACACAAUUGACCUAUUAUCGUUGUUGUUAUUACAAUCCUGCAUUCUUUACAUAAGUUCAUAAGCAAUAAAAUGAAAA
Molecule: messenger RNA, 889 nt
Organism: Ciona intestinalis (vase tunicate)
Lineage: Eukaryota; Metazoa; Chordata; Ascidiacea; Phlebobranchia; Cionidae
Source: RefSeq